This is a messenger RNA of Nerophis lumbriciformis (worm pipefish), 5544 nucleotides long. Its product is annotated as traf2 and NCK-interacting protein kinase. The record is from RefSeq and is a predicted model, not a curated record. Gene Ontology annotation, molecular function: protein kinase activity; ATP binding. Gene Ontology annotation, biological process: protein phosphorylation. Lineage: Eukaryota; Metazoa; Chordata; Actinopteri; Syngnathiformes; Syngnathidae. Gene Ontology annotation, cellular component: cytosol.
GAGACAAUUCCGUUAGUUUGACGAGGAAAGAACAAGAGCGUCCAUGACUUGACGACGUCUAACAACUCCUUCACAACUCUAUUGGCAGCAAUGUCGAGAGAAAACACCACGCGGAGUUUGGACAGCAUCGACCUCGCUGCACUGAGAGAUCCAGCAGGUAUCUUUGAAUUGGUAGAGGUGGUAGGCAAUGGAACCUACGGUCAGGUGUACAAGGGUCGUCAUGUCAAAACAGGUCAAAUGGCAGCUAUCAAAGUCAUGGAAGUCACAGAGGAGGAAGAAGAGGAAAUAAAGCUGGAGAUCAACAUGUUAAAGAGCUAUUCCCACCAUAGAAAUAUUGCUACUUAUUAUGGAGCUUUUGUUAAGAAAGGUCCUGCUGGACAGGACCAUCAGUUAUGGCUGGUGAUGGAGUACUGUGGAGCAGGCUCUGUGACAGACUUGGUGAAAAAGACAAAGGGUAACAGUCUGAAAGAAGACUGGAUCGCUUACAUCUGCCGAGAGGUGCUCAGGGGUCUUUCCCAUCUCCAUUCCCAUCAUGUGAUUCACAGGGACAUUAAGGGACAGAAUGUUUUGCUUACAGACAAUGCCGAAGUCAAACUUGUUGAUUUUGGAGUUUCGGCACAGUUGGACAAGACCAUUGGUCGAAGGAACACCUUCAUUGGUACUCCCUAUUGGAUGGCUCCAGAGGUCAUUGCCUGUGAUGAAAAUACCGAAGCCACAUAUGACUACAGGAGUGACCUCUGGUCUUUAGGCAUCACUGCUUUAGAGAUGGCAGAAGGAGCCCCUCCUCUAUGUGAUAUGCACCCAAUGAGAGCUCUAUUUCUGAUUCCAAGGAACCCUCCACCCAGACUGAAAUCAAAGAAAUGGUCCAAGCGCUUUUUGUCGUUCAUUGAUAGCUGUCUAGUUAAGAAUCAUCUGCACAGACCCACAACCGAUGCCUUACUUAGGCAUGCCUUCAUUCGAGAUUUGACUAAUGAGAGACAAGUGCGGAUCAUGCUCAAAGAUCACCUUGACAGAACCAGGAAGAAGAAAGAGAAAGAGGGCCCAGAGUAUGAGUACAGUGGUAGUGAAGAGGAAGAAGACGAAGUCACAGAGGAGGAAGGAGAACCCAGCUCUAUAGUUAAUGUUCCUGGCGAAUGGACAUUACGACGAGAGUUCCUGCGUUUACAGACAGAGGAUCGAGAGGAGGGUCGGCAGAGGGGUAACAAAGUUGGUGCGGCUCAGCAAAGACAACAGGCUGUGCAGCAAUUAGCAGAGCAGGAACGAUACAAGCAGCAGCUACUAGCUGAUAGACAGAGGAGAAUACAACAACAACAUGAACAACGGCAAAUGUUAGAGGAUCAACAGAGACGCCAACUGUCAGAUGCUGCCUUUCAGUGGGCGGAGCUUCAAGAGAUUAUUCUUGGCGAGGAAUCUGAUCUCCAAGACAACAGAAUCCUAAAAGAUGACAGAUAUCAGAACAAUGACAGGAAAAAGGACCAUGCAAAAAGACAGUGGAAUGCUGAUGUGUCCAUAAGGCCUCUCAAUUCAGAGCAGAGAGCUGCGGCUCCAAACCCGCUGCUUCAGCUUAAGGCCAAACAGCCUCGUCCGUCACAAGCCAAGUCCCAGCCUCUGAGCCAGCAUCAGCAGCCCCCAGCCGUCAGGAGAUCCCACCGCACCCUGCCUAAAGACCAAACGCAGCUCCUGUCCCUGCAGCAUGACCACAGACACAGGGAGCGAGAGAGGGAGAGGCAUAGAGAAAAGCCAGACAUGCCUAUCCAAAACGUAAUGGCUAACAGUGGGAACACAACUGCCGCUUCUGCCGCUGCUUCCUCGCCCUGCCACCGUGCAAACUGCAAGCGCUCAGCGAUGGAUUACGGGGACUCAAAUAUAGCCAGGAUGCUUAUUGCUGCUGGCCUUCCCAGUCAGAUGCACUCAAGACUAGGCUCUGGGAGCAACUCUAGUCCUUGUACCCCUGCCAUGCAGAGAGCUCACCUAAACCAGAAUGCCAAUCUGUGUUCUAGUCGAGGUGUCACCCACAGCAGCUCCAUGUCAAAUAUGGAUAUAUUGCCUUUGUCGCCCUUCUCACCGACCUCAACCACUGAUGAUGUAUUCUGGGACUCUGAAACUCCACCUAAGGUCCCGGAACGAACUUCCUCUAAGUUCUACUGCAGAGAGCUGGUGAAAGGACACAAGAGGGCUGCGUCUAGUGGUAGUCCGGUGCUCACGACAGAUAAAAGUUCAAUGUCUGUUUCUCAUGAUGUGACCUCUGUCAGCAGUAACCAUCCAGACUACUUCAUGCAAGAGAGUCCACGUGUGCAGCACCAUCGACAGCAGCACAGACGGCAGCAGGAUGACAUCUACAGCAGACAAUCACAACAGGGUGUCAAGUCUGCUCUCAGCCCAUUCAACAAAGCCACGGAAUACUCUUCCUCCAGUGAUGAGUUCGGAAGCAGCGAUGAUGAAGAAAAGAACAGUUGCGGCCUCUCCAACGGAAAAAGAGAGAAACAUUGCAAACAAAUAACCAAUGGCAUUGUGCUGCAACCUCAUCACAACCUUAACCAGAGUUCUCAGAUGACAUCAAAUGAUACCUACAUGCUACCAGACCUUCUGCAGAAAAUAUCUUCAUCGGGUCCUCACAACGCACUGAGCCAGCUGCAGCGAAUGCAAGAGCGCAGUUUCUCACAAUCACCGACAGCACCACGAUCCCCUACACACCAGGAACUGCAUGCUUUUAGCAGUCCAACUGGCAAAAACACCUCAUCUUCCUCCUCCUCCUUCUUCUCCUUCAUUGAUCCCAGAUUGAUCCCUAUAUCUUCACCGCCACAGAGCCCCACAUGCAGUAAGGGUGAGCCAAUCAAGAGAGAGAACCACAGGAAGGGAUCUGUCGUGAAUGUGAACCCCACUAAUAUUCGACCACAAAGUGACUCUCCUGAGAUCCGCAAAUACAAGAAGAAAUUCAAUGCUGAGGUUCUCAGUGCUGGACUAUGGGGUGUGAAUCUGUUGGUUGGUACAGAGAACGGUCUCUGGCUGCUUGACAGAAGCGGUCAGGGGAAAGUCUACUCACUCAUUAGCAGAAGAAGGUUUCAGCAGAUGGAUGUGCUGGAAGGACUGAAUGUGCUGAUUACUAUAUCAGGUAAAAAGAACAAGCUCCGCUUGUACUACCUGUCUUGGUUGAGAAAUAAAAUCCUCAGGAAUGACCCGGAAGUGGAGAAGAGGCAAGGUUGGACAUCUGUUGCUGAUCUGGAAGGUUGUGUACACUACAAAGUGGUGCGAUAUGAGAAGAUCAAGUUUUUAGUAAUUGCUCUGAAGAAUGCAGUCGAGGUUUAUGCCUGGGCACCCAAACCCUACCAUAAGUUCAUGGCCUUUAAGUCUUUCAGAUCUUUGCCACAGAAGCCGUUGUCUGUUGACCUGACCGUGGAGGAAGGUCAAAGGUUAAAGGUCAUCUAUGGCUCUUCAUUUGGUUUUCAUGCCAUUGAUGUCGACUCUGGAACCCCAUACGACCUGUAUCUGCCUACACAUAUCCCGGGUACCAUCCAUCCCCAUGCCAUCAUUAUUUUGCCAAACAGUGCCGGUACAGAGGUUCUUGUUUGCUAUGAAGACGAAGGCGUCUACAUUGACACCUACGGCCGCAUCACCAAGGAUACGGUUUUGCAAUGGGGAGAGAUGCCCGCAUCUGUCGCCUACCUGCAGUCCAACCAGGUGAUGGGUUGGGGAGAGAAGGCUAUAGAGCUCAGGUCUGCCAACACAGGAAACCUGGAGGGAGUUUUCAUGCACAAAAAGGCUCAGAAACUCAAGUUCUUGUGUGAAAGAAAUGAUAAGGUCUUCUUUGCGUCAGUGCAGUCAGGAGGCAGCAGUCAGAUUUACUUCAUGUCUUUGGGUCAGAACUCUCUGUUCAACUGGUGACAGGUGGACCUGUGACACAGGCAUCAGCUGCUUGUGCCGGCCGUCAUCUUCCUCGAUUUUUCACACUUGUCCUGACGGUUUGUCACACCUUACGGAUGUGAGACGAGGCAAAGAACACACACUGACAGCGUCUUGGAGCUAAUCUGCUUUGGACCUUAUCUGGCCCAAAGACUCAGUCCUACGCCUUCACUGGAUUUGUUUUUUCUCGCCUUUCCACACAGCAGCUGUUCUGCAUACGGCUCAUCUUGUGUGGAUUAUCUGUCAUCGCCCCUCACAGGAGUUCACAGUUUCUGCUACUGAAGGAGUAAAAGCUGGACAAAUAGAAACAUUAUCCAUGCACUUCACAGACAAGUCAGUGUUAAGAAAUGAAUACCUUAGGAUGGAUUAGCAGGUUUUACAUUGAGCCUUUUUAAUAUCCCUUCAUUUUUCUAGGUUGCUUGUCAACCUUUAGAAUUGCUGGGACUAUUCACAGACAAAACUCAUUAUUAACUGUCAAACUCCAUAUUCUUUCUAAAACAGUGAUACCUCGGUUCCUUUUUGAAAUCCUUCAGGCGAAAAUCCAAUGUUUCGUUUCAGACACUCCAAAAUAUUAACAAAAAAAAUAUUUUAUAAAUAAUAAUUACAUGAAAAAACGAACGUGAAAGACAUAUAAAUGAUGAAUGUGUUACGUGCGUGGGGUCGCAGCUUGUUGCGAGGUUCAUUCCCCCGGGAUGCAAACGGACCACUCCGGACAGGACGUGCAGGUAGGAACAUGAUUUAUUUGUAGAACUCAAACAAGUACCAAAAACUGAAAACAAACCAGAGGAAAAAUGUGCUGAUCGCACUCGAAGCGAACGCUAACACUUAGCAUAGGCAAAAAGACAAGGAAUACUCACGUAACUGUAGCAUAAGCAAACAAAGAAGCCAGGCCGACUGACCGUCAAAGGCAGGCUUAAAUAAUGCCUCUGAUUAGUGCUCGGGAACAGGUGAGCGUUCCGAACACCAAUCAGAGGCAGGUGAAAAUAAUAAGCAACCAUGGUAACUAAAACAAACUCAAGGGUGCACAAAACAGGAACUGAGGGAGUCCAAAACUAACCGAAAAUACCAAAAACAUGAUCCGGGCCACGGAUCAUGACAGAAUGAAAUAGAUAAAUGAAUAUUUAUUAUCACUUUUAACUUUACUUGUGGGCAAAGAUGGCGUUGAGCAAAGAGGGUCUAAAGGAGGAUAGCCGAGCUGAGUCCUUUCAUCUUCUUUCUCAAAGUGCUGGCAGAGGUUCUCUGAUUGGGGAUUUAAUUCCACAAAAAAAACGUGCGCGCAAACAGACUAUUUUUACGCAUGAUGGGUCUGAUCUACUAAAGGUCUGUGCGUAUUCAAACUAUGGCUGUCAAAUUUGCGAUUAAUCACAAAAAAUAUUGCAUUAAAAAAAAAAAAUUAAUCACGCAAUCUACUUUUUUCCUUCCGCACAUGCUCCUUUACCUCAAUCGUGGAUGAGUACCUGAAAGGUGGCGUGAGUUGUUAUACGGCCAGUGAUCAGGUCAGUGCAAAGACUGGUGUGUGGAACUUAGAUAAAACUGUUUGAGCAAAUAAAUGACGUACAUUCAAGUAAAACAAUCAAAUAAAUGUCUGUCUGACAUUCUGCAUACUUCAUACUUGCCAACCUUGAGACCUCCGAUUUCGGGAGG